Messenger RNA from Plasmopara halstedii, 741 nucleotides. RefSeq lists its product as uncharacterized. The transcript has 2 exons. NCBI's taxonomy places the organism in Eukaryota, Oomycota, Peronosporomycetes, Peronosporales, Peronosporaceae. The coding region runs from base 1 to 741 and encodes 246 amino acids. The record is from RefSeq and is a predicted model, not a curated record.
AUGUCGCGAUCUCGCUGGUCCAUGUCGUCUUCAAUCGACCCGCUAUUCGAGUUUGAUGCCCCACAGACUUUUAUAGACCUCAGCGCGCCCUUGUCUCCGUUUCCCGCGGGUGCGCACGACCCUUGGUUCGACCAAUUGCACAUACAACAUAGCAAACCCAGUGCGGAAUUAGCAAGAGAGCUCGCAGAAAACAUCCGCAAGCUGCAGAAUAAGGAGCAGAAAGGGAAAGAUUCAGUUAAAAAUCAGGGAAAUCAACGACGCGACCACAAAUGGAGUGCGAACAAGGAAAAUCAACAACCAGCAGACUGGCGUGAGAUCGUUGCUGAAAGGAACAAGCAACUUCAGCAGAAAAAGAGAAACAAGUUUACGAGUUUAAAAGAAAUGCGUGCAACACAAGAGCCAUUCAAACUACACAAGACCAAAGUUGAACUUAAGACAGUGACUGCAUCUUCUCCGCGAAACAGGAGACCGCUGAUGGACGUAGGAAAUAGACCCAACUUGGGCAGAAAGCGAGCGGCUCCUACCGCAGAUGUGAAAAAUGUGCAUGAGCUACUGAAACAACAUAAUAAGAAAUUUAAGACCAAGCAUACGUACGAGCCACCACACCAUUCCGUGCGAGAUGUCAAACAGUGGGAACGAGAGACCAAACAAAGUUUUUACGCUAUGUCAGCGGACGAGCGCGUGCGUGCAAACCAAGAAAUUGCAAUUUGGAAGAAGCAAAGGGCUGAAAAAAAUCAAUAA